AACAACACGGAAACCACGAACCCCACACAGCUAUACAUACUGCACUCAUAAUAAUAAAAAUACAGUGUGUAAUUAUAAACAUCUGAGGGAUCCAACUUGAUAAACUACUGAAGAAGAAAACAAACAUCGAAGCUACUGUUUGUAUAAUGGCAGCCACCACUAAAACUUUGGAAAAUGUGAAAGCAAAUAUCUUAUCAGCUCAUAAAAGCAGCACGUCGGCAGAAAAGAUGGACUUCUACAAUUCAUGGGCAGAGAACUAUGAUAAGGACGUGGCAGUUCUGGAGUACCGGGCACCGAGCCUGGCAGCAAACUGCGUCUCCUCCCAUUUCAGCGGUGAUCGUGGAGCAGCUGUAGUGUUAGAUGUGGCCUGUGGUACUGGACUGGUGGCCAAACAGAUGAAGAGACUUGGAUUUGGACACUUUGUGGGUAUUGAUGGAAGUGAGGCUAUGUUGGAGUCGACCAGAGAGAGCGGGUUGUACCAGGACCUGAAGCAGUGCAUGCUGGGAGAGGGGCCACUACCUGUCCAGUGCGGUUCAUUUGAUGUGGUUGUGAUUGUUGGAGCUCUGAGUGAUGGUCAGGUCCCGGUUGGUGUCGUCAGAGAGUUGUGCAAGUGCACCAAACCAGGUGGCUACGUUUGCAUGACUACCAGAAGAAACCAGGACAAUGCAGAAUACAAAGAGGCCCUGGAGCGAGAGCUGAAGCAGAUGGAGGCCGAUGGUCUGUGGACGUGUGUGGAGGUCUCUGAGGUGGAAGACUGGGAGCGAGCAGUGUCAGAGCAUGAGGACGGAUACAUACCUGGUGUUGUGUACCUCUAUAAGAGACUACAACUAUAGUCGUAAAGGUAGAUGUACAAAACACCUCAAGAAGGUAAAAGAUAUUCAAAAAGUAUAGUGUAUACACUUCAAAAAGAAUGUUUGGACAACAUUUUUGACAUUGUCUGUCCCUGACAAUCCUGAAAUGAAAGAUGGGAAGCUUUAUUCACAGGAAUACAUUUAAGAUGUGAAAUGUUUAUGACUAAAUAUCCAUGCUACAUAUUGCAGUAAGAUUGGUUUCUGAAAAGACUCAAACUUCAAACUGUUACAGAUGUAUUUACUAUACGUUGUGUUGUUAAUGUUAUUUUGUACCAUUGGUAUCAACAUUUAAAUUGUGAUAAAAGAUAAUUUUGAUGAUUUCAACACUUAUGUGAUUUGAUGCCAAAUAAACCCACAGCCACAAGGAUUUCUAGUGGUCUCAAAAAAAAGGUA
Messenger RNA from Trematomus bernacchii (emerald rockcod), 1244 nucleotides. It is a transcript of the gene mettl27, whose product is annotated as methyltransferase like 27. The record is from RefSeq and is a predicted model, not a curated record. Gene Ontology annotation, molecular function: S-adenosylmethionine-dependent methyltransferase activity. NCBI's taxonomy places the organism in Eukaryota, Metazoa, Chordata, Actinopteri, Perciformes, Nototheniidae. The coding region runs from base 147 to 833 and encodes 228 amino acids. The transcript is spliced from 6 exons.